AAUAUGUGAGGCGGCAAAUGGCAAAAGAGUAAUAAUAUGAUUCCUCUAUUAACUUUCACAAAGUUUCCAUGCAGUAGGAACAGUUGUACCAGGCUCUCCCCCAAUCCUGAUAGCCACCGUUGUACUUGAGUGCUGUAGUAUGAUAUGAGCACAGUACGAGCACAGUGCGGUGGGGCGGGUUAGGGCUUCUCGGGUCUCGGUUCUUGUGGAAUUCCAGGAGCCGCAACCAUGGCCGCGGUCCUACGUAAUGCGCUACGGUUCACAAUUCCUCUAAAGGGUGGCGCAUCUCCAGAUCUUCGAACUUUCCUCCCCGUUUCUCUUCACACUGACCAAUUGACCUCUACCCCCCCUUCAGCUAGUCGCUACACAAUACUGGUGCCUCGACAGAAGCAGAAGCUCUUGUCAGUAAAUUAAUAUAAAAGGGGAGGAAAAGCACACGAUGGAUAUCUCAACUCUCUUCUCAGUAAAGGAUAAGGUCGUUCUCGUCACCGGGGGGGCAAAAGGAGUUGGCCGAAUGAUCUCCGAGGGCUUUGUAGCGAACGGCGCAAAAGUCUACAUCUCCAGUCGUGAUGCAAAGGCCUGUGAAUCUGCCGCAGCGGAAUUAACCGCAAUGGGUUUACCCCCCCCCCCCUCCCCUCACCUUUUCUCCCAUAACCUGGACUAACAUACCCCAGGGCCAGGAACAGCCCACACCAUCCCAGCAGACUUCUAUAAACUCACUGACUGUCAAAACCUUGUCGCGGAGCUCAAAAAGCGCGAAACUGGACUCCACGUGCUGGUGAACAACUCAGGUUCCAUCUGGAGCGAGCCGUAUGACAGAUAUUCGGACGCGGCGUGGGCCAAGGUGCUGACGUUGAAUUUGCACCGGGUGUUUACGAUCACACAGCUAUGCACGCCGUUGUUAGAGGCUGCGGCGGUAGGAGGAGGUGCUGAGAGGGGGACUAUCGGGGACCCCGCAAGGGUCAUAAAUAUUGGGAGUGUCGAUGGCAUUAGGGCGUCGGCUUCCGAGACUUUGUGAGUGUUGAUUGUUAGGGGAGGGGAGGGAAUAGUUUCAAACCUAAUUCGGGGGGCGGGUGGAUAGUGCAUAUUCGGCGAGUAAAGCCGGUCUACACCAUCUCUCGGAGGUACUAGCGAACCAUCUUGGAAAGAGGAAUAUUACGUUUGCUGCCCUACCAUGAUGCCCUGCGCUGCAUCUCUGUUUAUCAAUUCGCCCCUGUGGAAAGUAAUUGACAUUAAGCUCUGUAGAUCAAAUUCGAUCGCCUGCGGACUUUUCAGGAGCAGCAGUAACCACCCUUUCCCCCUUUUUAGGAAUCACCGCACUAAUGGAAGAAAAGUGACGGCUGCAACCCUUGAGAAGCUCAAGCCGGUGAUCGAAAGCGCCAUUCCUCUGCAUCGAAUUGGGGCCCCACAGGACGUUGCGGGCACGUGUUUGUUUUUGGCUAGUAGGGCGGGUGCCUACGUUAAUGGUGCUACUAUAACUGUGGAUGGGGGGCUCGUUAUUGGGGGCAAGUUGUGAUUUGGAAUUUUGGUUUUGUGGGGUUUGGUUGCAGUGUAAUUUGUACCCGGAGGGAUGGGAUUUGGAUAUGUCGCAGUUGCAAGUUUUAGCGUGCUGGUUUAUGUGCGGACCGCUGGGGAAGGGACAGGGGGAUGGAAGGCGUGAAGAGACAUUGGAUUUACCCUGGUAUCAUGCAUCCUCACCUUAUGCAAUGCGAUGUGAAGACAAUCCAGGGCGCUGCAACAUAACCGGAAAGGGAGUUGUGUACUGUUCUUGGCACCCUAGGGUUCACAUGUCGCCAACACUCCGGCACUGUUUUGAGUGAUAAAAUUCUAAGACAACGAUCUGGUAGAAAGCUCAAUCUUCACUUUUAUCAUACCGUGCUAGCAGUAAAUACUCA
Messenger RNA from Tuber aestivum (summer truffle), 1895 nucleotides. The record is from the annotation of a GenBank genome assembly. NCBI's taxonomy places the organism in Eukaryota, Fungi, Ascomycota, Pezizomycetes, Pezizales, Tuberaceae.